Molecule: messenger RNA, 623 nt
Organism: Thecamonas trahens ATCC 50062
Lineage: Eukaryota; Apusomonadida; Apusomonadidae
Exons: 2
Coding region: 31-471 (146 amino acids)
Source: RefSeq, a predicted model, not a curated record
ACUCAUCUCGUCCCAUUGACAUCGUCUCAGAUGACGACCAUUGUGAUGAAGAUGGCUGCACUUGCGCUCGCCCUUCUUGUGGGAAGCGCACUUGCUACCGAGUGCCCCAGUGAGCUCGCUGUCCUCUCUGAUACCUAUACGGUUGUGGACGGAAGCUUCACGUACCAACUCUCGCCGUGCGGCAACGCAGCGAGGACGCCAUGCGGGGGCGACAACGUCGGCGCGUGCCAGUCGUGGUCCGCGGGACGAAAGUUGCUCGGACAGUCGUCGAUGCGCAACGUGACGGCACACAGCGGGCACUACACCAUCCAUCUGGGCGGCGGCGCACCCUCGACGGUGUGCAACGGAGAUAACCGUGUUGUCAUCGACGUGUACUGCAACAAGGCGGCGCCGGUGCCGAAGAUUGUCUUCGGAUCGCUGUCGAGCUGCGUCUACCACUUUAUGGCUGUCGCGAACGUUGAGUGCAUGUAAGCGCUCGAGAGUACAUGUGCAUCACAUCGAAGCCGCCUGGCUUGGUGAUGCAUGGGCAAAGCCAAUUUUCGUGUUCCUCUUGCCUGUGCUGUGCCUGCCGCUGCUUCAUGUAGCGGCGAUCACUGCCAAGCAUAAAGUCCAGCUUUGCCGCA